UCCAACCCAAAUCAAUGUCUCAAAAUUAAACCACCAAAAUUAAAUCUUAUAGAACCAAAAUGAAUUUUUUCCAAUAUUCCACCACAAUCUUCUUCAUUAGUAUCACUUUCUUGCUCUUUUUACCUUCUUCAAAACCAAUUUCCAAUUACAACACAUUAGUAUACAAAACAUGUUCAACACAAACCUUCAACCAUGAAUCUUAUUCUCAAUCACUAGAUUCCUUAUUCCAACAACUCAUAACACAAUCAUCUCAACACAAAUUCUUCAAAACCAACGAAGCUAUCAACGACCACACCUUCAUAUCCGGCUUUUUUCAAUGUAGAAACGACAUCAACAACGAAGAUUGUUUCACAUGUGUAACAUCUUUACUUCCUCAUAUAUCAAACACCUUGUGCAACGAUUCCACGUCCGCACGAUUACAACUUCAAGGUUGCUACGUUCAAUAUCGAACGGAACAAUUUCAAGAAAAAACUAUUCGUGAAUCCAAAAACAACGAAAUGUUCCACAAGAUUUGUCGAGUACCUGUUGUAGAAUAUUAUGUUGAGUUUAAAGAGUUGAUGGAAGAAGCAUUUAUGAUGCUUGAAAAUGGGAUUAUAAAUAGUGAUGGGUUUUAUGCAAUGGAUUAUAAAAAAGUGAAAUUGAUGGCACAGUGUGAAAGUGGUUUGAGAACUUGUGAUUGUAGUGAAUGUGUUAAUGAUGCAGUUAUGGUUGCCAAGGAAGAAUGUGACGGUUCAGCUUCAGCAAAAAUAUAUUUUGAUAAGUGUUUUAUAAGCUAUACAUAUAUGCUCAAAUCAGGUAAUGGUGAUGAUGAUAGCUAUGUUCCAGGGGCAAGCAGAAACAACAACAGUCAAAAGUCCCAAAAAUUGAUAGCAAUAAUAGUUGGAGGGGCUGCAACUCUGUUUUUGGGUCUGAUAUUUGUCUCCCUACUUAACUCUCGGCUUAGAAAAGAUGACUAUGAGUAGAGUGAUUUGGAUUAUUAUCUGAUUAACUAAUUAAAUAAAAGGGAAAUACUAAACUGGAAUUCUAACACAGUUGUAAUGUUUUAUUUUUUUUUAAUGAGUGUGAUUUUUCUCCCUUAUAAGGAGAUCCACUAUCUCUCAUUCUGUUAUGUU
Molecule: messenger RNA, 1112 nt
Organism: Trifolium pratense (red clover)
Lineage: Eukaryota; Viridiplantae; Streptophyta; Magnoliopsida; Fabales; Fabaceae
Product: plasmodesmata-located protein 2-like
Exons: 2
Coding region: 60-962 (300 amino acids)
Biological process (GO): transport of virus in multicellular host; plasmodesmata-mediated intercellular transport
Cellular component (GO): plasmodesma
Source: RefSeq, a predicted model, not a curated record